Messenger RNA from Phialemonium atrogriseum, 1875 nucleotides. RefSeq lists its product as uncharacterized. Gene Ontology annotation, biological process: transmembrane transport. The coding region runs from base 1 to 1875 and encodes 624 amino acids. The transcript has 15 exons. The record is from RefSeq and is a predicted model, not a curated record. NCBI's taxonomy places the organism in Eukaryota, Fungi, Ascomycota, Sordariomycetes, Cephalothecales, Cephalothecaceae. Gene Ontology annotation, cellular component: membrane. Gene Ontology annotation, molecular function: transmembrane transporter activity.
AUGGAGGCCAACAACAGCAGCAACAGCAGCGACAGCAUCCAGGAGGCUCCGAGCGUCGAGCCCAAGGGUGUUAAUACCCAUCAUCUGGAGACAGGUGUUGACAAGGAUGUACAUGUCGACCUGAACGAAAACCUCGAGGCUAGGAUCAAGAACCCCCUCAAGGGCAUUCCUUACGAACAGCUCAUGAACGAUGUUGAGGUCUUUGCGCAGGAGAAGAACCUCGUUGAACACAUCCCUUUUCUCCGCAAGGGCGCGCUCGUGGCCCAAGACCCGGAUAACUACCACAACAUCAAGGGGCCCGAGGAGCUGACGGACGACGAGAAACGCGUUCUCCGAAAUGAAGUGGAGCACAAGUGGCGCAUGCCAUUGAAGUUAUUCCUCACCAUUGCUACAUGUUCUAUCGGUGCUGCCGUCCAGGGAUGGGACCAGACAGGGUCAAACGGAGCCACUAUCUUCUUUCCCAGGCACUACGGCAUCGAGCAUGACGAGCUCCUUGUGGGACUUGUCAACGCCGGCCCCUAUAUCGGAAGCGCGCUCAUUGGCUGUUGGUUGUCUGACCCCCUGAACUUCUACCUCGGUCGUAGAGGUGUCAUCUUCGUCUCCGCCCAGUUCUGCCUCUGGCCUGUUAUUGGUUCUGCGUUCAGCCAGACCUGGGAGCAGCAGCUCGCCAAUCGUCUCCUCAUGGGAAUUGGAAUGGGCAUCAAGGCAUCUACAGUGCCAAUUUACGCUGCUGAGAAUGCGCCUGCGUCCGUCAGAGGUGCGCUUGUCAUGUCAUGGCAGAUGUGGACCGCAUUCGGAAUCAUGCUUGGAACCGCCUUCAAUCUGGCCGUCUUCAAUGCUAAGCACAACUGGAGACUCAUGCUUGGUGCCCCGUUCAUCCCCGCUGUCCCGCUGAUGUGCCUGAUCUACCUCUGCCCCGAGUCUCCCAGAUGGUACAUGAAGAAAAACCGUUACUUGGACGCGUGGAACUCCCUGGUUAGGCUGAGACACGACUCAGUCCAAGUUGCCCGAGACCUGUACUACAUCCACGCCCAGCUGGAGAUCGAGAGGGCCAUCUUGAGGGAGAGCAACUACGUGACAAGAUUUACGCAGCUGUUCACAAUCCCGCGUGUCCGGCGGGCCAAUCUCGCCGCCUUCACCGUCAUGAUUGCGCAGCAGAUGUGUGGAAUCAACAUCAUCGCCUUCUAUUCGACCACAAUCUUCAGGGACGCAGGCUACAGCCCGUUCCAUGCCCUCUUGGCUUCCUUUGGCUUCGGCCUGGUGAACUGGGUCUUUGCCUUCCCUGCCUUCUGGACGAUCGACACCUUCGGUCGAAGGUCGCUGCUACUGUUCACGUUCCCCCAAAUGACCUGGACGCUGCUUGCUGCCGGACUCUGCACACUUCUGCCGGAAGGCAACUCGGCCAGGACCCCGCUUGUGGCCCUAUUCGUGUUCCUGUUUGGAGCUUUCUACUCGCCCGGUGAAGGCCCUGUCCCAUUCACAUACAGUGCCGAGGUGUAUCCUCUGUCCCAUCGUGAGGUUGGCAUGGGUUUUGCUGUCGCGACUUGCCUCUUCUGGGCUGCCGUUCUGGGAAUCACGUUCCCCUUGCUUCUCUCAUCUGCCAGCACAGUGGGUGCUUUCGGCUGCUACGCCGGCUUCAACGUCGUAGCCCUGGUCAUGAUCUUCUUCUGGGUUCCGGAAACCAAGCAGCGCACCCUCGAGGAGCUCGACUAUGUGUUUGCCGUCCCGACCAGGAAGUUCGCCCGCUACCAACUCACCAAGGCUCUCCCAUGGUGGUUCAAGCGUUGGGUGCUAUUCCAGCGCGACGCCAAGCUCGAGCCUCUGUAUCGACACGACAACUCGGAGUACUCAGUGAAGUCAGUAGAGUUGAUCUGA